Trematosphaeria pertusa is the source of this 644-nucleotide messenger RNA. RefSeq lists its product as uncharacterized. NCBI's taxonomy places the organism in Eukaryota, Fungi, Ascomycota, Dothideomycetes, Pleosporales, Trematosphaeriaceae. The record is from RefSeq and is a predicted model, not a curated record. The transcript has a single exon. Bases 181 to 534 code for a protein of 117 amino acids.
GAUUUCUCCUCGGCCAGGCCUGGUCGUUCGAUUCAUCUCUAUUCCUCUUAUUCGCAUGCGACUGCGCCAGUUGGCACGAGCAAGCGCUCCGCUGUCACCUGAAAAUGCCUCCUGUCUCUCACGAGUCCGCCUGACUCCCACGUCCCCGCCGCGAUCCGCACAACGCAGAACUCUUUGCUUAUGGCGUCGAUAACCUCGUUAUCGGUGGAGGGUAUACAGAAGAAGUUCUCAGAGGAUGGGGUUUUCUAUGUUGAGGAUCCCGCUAUGGGAGACCGAGUCGAAGAAAUACGGAGUAGGGGUUUUCCAAUCGAGUCGGUGGAUGGCCUCGACUUCUGUAGGGACAACGUCUUGAACGAUAUGGCAGGCAGAAAUAUCUAUCUAAUCUUCUUUCAGCUUGUGCGAUGCGUUCUAGAGGCCCUUUUCCCGUGGUCGGGCCUUGGAAUUUACGAGGUAUAUCGAACAGAUUCAAAUUAUAUCUACGCCUUUAUGACGGGAAUGAACUCUGAGUUAAAGGCUAUUGUCAUUCAGUUGUAGAGCCCGCAAUUAUGCAUGCUAGUCUAUAGCGGUUUACAACGGCUCUGUUUUAAGGGCUUCCCUGUAUCGAACGGCCUGUUGGAGAUACUAUAUGCUCCCUCAAACAAUGC